AUGGAUAGGGCUCCAGCAAGCGCCAAGCCUCGACGUUCUAUUGUCAGGGGUCAUAUGCACCAACGCUGCGCCGCAGGAUUGCCGCCGAAGGAUUCGUUCUCUAACGCACGCCAGGGAACUGCGGAGUUGAAAGAAUGUCACGUUCGCCAGACACGGGCCAAAUUCCGUUCCGCUGCUCAAGCGCUAUAUUUGAACCUCUGCCCUCUCAUGCAUCAAUCGGGAAUACUGAGAAAGACAGCAAUGUUCUUAGCGACGCGUCAGUUGCUUCUUGUGGGAACAGCGGCGAGUUUUCUGCUGCUGCUGUGGUACACGCAGAGGAUCUUUGUGUCCCGUACCGUUUCGCUGCCAGCCCCGACGUUGACUCCAACACCGACACCAGUGCCAACGCCAGCUGAGCGGGUCUCAACAACGCCUAAACCUCCCGUACAGAGUGCAGGAAACAGCACCUUAGGUUUUCAAUCCAUCCUCGCACUUUCCACUGGCCCUUCAUGGCGAACGCGAGGAUUACUCGCCGCAGCGAGCCUUACGGGGUUGGAUAUCCAGAUCCCACCCCAGCCGCCGGUCAAUCCCAAUCUUGUUGAUGCUUUCGAGCACAUGGGGCCUGACAAUGUCCAACACCCAAGCCAUGGUGCCAGUAUCGCCUGGCUCGCGCAUCUUGAUUUAAUCAAACACACCAUCCAAGCGAACCUGGACACGGUCCUUAUCAUUGAAGACGACGUCGACUGGGACGUAUCAAUCCGGUCGCAGAUGGUACAAAUUGCUGAAAGUGUACGCAACCUAACCCAUAUCGACACUCUUGACCAGGAUAUGGAACCCUAUGGCCGAGAGUGGGAAGUCCUUUGGAUCGGCCAUUGCGGCGAGUACUGGGAAGAGCAGUUUGAAACGGUUCUAUAUGACGACCCAACGGCGUGUCCACACAGUGACUAUUUCGGCUGGGCAAAGCAGUAUAUUGAGCGUUUGCCGGAUCGCCAACGCGCCGUAUACCGGUCGGUUAAUCCGGUCUGUUCUUUUGCAUAUGCCCUGUCGAGAGAGGGCUCUCGGAAAAUCUUAGAAGUGCUCGGUGGGGCGCAAGAUGAGGCCUUCGAUGUGAGUAUGAUGCAUGCUUGUAAGGCGGGUCAACUUAAAUGCAUUUCGGUGGUGCCCGAGGUUGUUCAUCAGUAUUUCCCAGCCCAGUCGUUUGGUGUGAAGAGUGCUGUGGAUGUUGGUAAUGGGCAGGAGCCUGGUCCGGAGGAAGCCGAAUUUGAGCAUGUAAUGGGUUCCACGGAAAAUAUUCUGGAAAGUGCCCGCUGCCGGGCCUUAUGGGGCCAGAGGUGCUUGAGGAAGCAGUGA
Aspergillus oryzae RIB40 is the source of this 1329-nucleotide messenger RNA. RefSeq lists its product as uncharacterized. NCBI's taxonomy places the organism in Eukaryota, Fungi, Ascomycota, Eurotiomycetes, Eurotiales, Aspergillaceae. The record is from RefSeq and is a predicted model, not a curated record. The transcript is spliced from 3 exons. Bases 1 to 1329 code for a protein of 442 amino acids.